Molecule: messenger RNA, 1485 nt
Organism: Cuscuta europaea
Lineage: Eukaryota; Viridiplantae; Streptophyta; Magnoliopsida; Solanales; Convolvulaceae
Source: the annotation of a GenBank genome assembly
CGAAACUAAAAGGAAAGAAGGAUAAUUUCCUGGAGUACUACUUACUUUAUAAAAGGGAAAGAAGGAUAAUUUCCUGGAGUACCCCUAUUAGUGGGGGAACACAUAUACCCUUAUAUUAAUUUUUAGAACAAAAAGCUGCUAAAGUUGAAAUUGAGCACGACGACGGAUGUGUUCAUAGCAUAGGCGGCUCAACCCUCUUCAGAUGAAGAUGAAAGAGUAGUAUGAGUUUAUCUGAUUUUUCAUCAACAAGUCAAAGAGUAAAAAUCUAUUGUAACCAUGGAUUGUGAAUUGAUGGCGAAGGAGGGGACCCUAUUUCCAUAAGAGUGGGAAGAGAUUGAUAACCUUCUAGACUUAGGUGCUAGAGAAGUAGACGAUGUCAAUACUAGAUCAAGAGGUUAUGUCACUGAGGAUGAAGAAGAGAGUGAAGAGUUGAUAACCGUAGAAACGUCGCCCAGGAUUGUUCGGAGUCUCUGAUUUAAAUCUUGGAGCUGUUUGUCCACAAAAGCAUUUUUAGAGUUGUCCUUCAUAGUCAACCUCAAAAUUCAAAUGCUUUACGGACCUUGUGGAUGGAGUCGAGAUAGAAGAAUAAGACAUUACAAAAAUUGAUAAGAGUGGGAAGAAGAAUUAGGGAAUUUGGGCAUCUGUUGUUUCUGAGAGGAGCUGGGAAAGAAAGAACGAACAAGAAAGGAAGGUGGAAAGAGUUUUAUUGGUGAGAGUGAUGUUAGAUAAGGACAGUGUAUGACGGAAGAAGUGUUAAAACGUUAGGAAGGGUGCAUUUGUACCUCAAUUUCAAAUUUAUCAGCAUUUUGUUCUAAAAAUUAGUAUAAGGGUAUAUGUGUUCCCGUAAGGGUAUAUAUGGCCCUUUUCCCUUUAUAAAAUACACACAGAAUAGCUCAUUUAGAUGUGCGGAUAAAUAAAGGCCACGCACCAAGGACUCGGACUACAAAAAUCUCAGCUUCCCUGACCUUCAAACGGCACCUUCGAUCUCCCUGAGGAAGGAAACAAAAAAGAAUGGCGGGCAUCAGAAAGUCUACUCUUUUCUUAUCCCUUCCUCGAUUUAUCUCUAAUGCCAGAAACUGUCCAUCCUUCCGGACCAAUCCGAUCUCCUCCCACAGUCUUUCCAGGCCGUAUUUGAGUUCUACAUCGCGCUUAUACUCUUCCAACGUUGAUAUCGACCUCUCUGACGAAGAGGCCAAAAGGCGCUUGUUCAACAGGCUUGUAUAUAGGAGCAAACAGAGAGGGUACCUAGAGCUGGACCUCAUUCUGGGUAAUUGGGUGGAGAAUCAUAUACAUUCUAUGGAUGCAAAUGGAAUCAAGGCACUUGUUCACGUUCUUGAUGCGGAGAAUCCAGAUCUGUGGAAGUGGUUGACAGGUCAGGAGCAAGCUCCAGAUGCAAUAAGAACCAAUCCUGUGUUCACUGCUGUACAUGAAAAGGUCCUAAACAACCUCGACAAACACGCGUCCCCUGAGACUCGCGCCACUCCC